CCUGGACGUAGAUAUCGUCGAGCUACUGAUCAGUACGCAACCGUUUCAUAACUUGUAUUUUCAACAAUUAAGGAACUGCAAAAUGAGCCACCUGUUGGAUUACAACGAAGUUUCUAAAUCAUAUGAUUCAGGAAGAACGGCAUCAGACGCCCACCUUCUCAAAAGUAUGAUGGAAAACUUUACAGGAAAAAAUGUUCAGGAUAUGGACAUAAUUGAUAUUGCGUGUGGAACGGGUAACUACGCAGAUUAUUUCAAGCAAUUCAAACCACAAAGCCUCACUUUGAUAGACGCUAGCGAAGGUAUGCUUGACGAGGCCAAAGCAAAACUGAUGUCACCAUUAAAAAAGCCACGACUGUCCUUCAAAAAGGCAAUUCUGCCAGAAAUACCUUAUGAAGACAAUUCGUUUGAUGUUGGCAUGAUUAAUAUGGUCUUGCAUCAUUUAGAAGACCAUCCUGAUGGAAAAUCGUUUCCAACGGUAAUUAAAACAUUGAAGGAAGUUUAUCGCGUCCUUAAACCUGGAGGAGUGUUAACCAUCCUUACGGAGACGCCGGAGAAUUUAGACGGAAAUUGGUUUGCUAAUCUUUACCCACAAAUUACAAAGAGGUACCAGGAAAAAUUACCCACUCAUAAACAACUUAAAGAAAUGCUUGCAGAGUCCGGAUUCUCUUUGAAAUCGGCCUUGAAAACACUAUGGCCAUCAUAUCUUCCUGAUUACGAACACUUAGAAGGACCACUGGAAGAAUCUUGGAGAAACGUAAAUUCCUAUUGGACAGUUUAUACAGAGGCAGAAAUCCAGGAAAUGAUAAAGAAUGUCACUCAAAUGAAAAAUAAUGGCAGUCUUCAAGGAUUUUAUAAAAUGCAUGAUAAUAUUCAUACUCUUGGAACCUAUGAAAUUUUCGCAGCUAAAAAAGAAUUGAAAUAAUAAUUACUAUGGGGAGUGAUACGAUAUCGAAAGACUUUCUAUAUUUCACUUAGUUAAAUGUCUACGUUAUAGAUAACUAUAUAUAUAUAUAUAUUUUUUUUUUAUAUAUAUAUAUAUAUAUAUACAUUGUAUAUAUAUAUAUAUAUAUAUAUAUAUAUAUAUAAGUUCACUUGUUUUGUUUUAAUGCAUGUUUAAGUUAUUUUAAUUGCUGUAAUUAACUACCUUUGAUAAAUCUCAAUGCUAGAAUAAAUAAAACUGAUCACAUA
This is a messenger RNA of Ostrea edulis (European flat oyster), 1188 nucleotides long. Its product is annotated as demethylmenaquinone methyltransferase-like. Gene Ontology annotation, molecular function: S-adenosylmethionine-dependent methyltransferase activity. NCBI's taxonomy places the organism in Eukaryota, Metazoa, Mollusca, Bivalvia, Ostreida, Ostreidae. The transcript has 4 exons. The coding region runs from base 83 to 922 and encodes 279 amino acids. The record is from RefSeq and is a predicted model, not a curated record.